CCACUGGUCCACUACCGGUAGCAGCCAAUUUGACUUUGCCCAACUUGUUCCGAAGCGACCAACCGCAAUCCCGAGUCCCAUCGUCAUUCCUCAUCCUUCUUUUUCUUCCAUGAAUUCCCAAUCCAUCCAUCCAUCCAUCACUAUGAUUCCAUGUCCAUCAAUUUCCCUCAAAUCUCAGAAUCAAUCCGCAUAAUACUAUGCAAUCCACCAUCACUCCCCCUUUCAAUCCCGCCGUUUCUUUUCCGCCAAAUCUCCCUCGUUUCGCGCCAAUAAUCCGCCAUUUUUGCCCACCGACCAAGCUUCGGAUGUCGAUUACUACGGCUUCUUCGCCGCCUGGGCUCGUUGUCGGGUCGCAAACCGGCGCCGCCACUUUGACGGAUUUUGUGGGGAAAGGAGGGAUUGGUGUGGGAGAUGACUUGGUCGUGCUGUUGACUCAUAUUCAGUAUGCUUGCAAGAGAAUUGCGGCUCUCGUCGCUUCUCCGUUCAGUGCCGAUCUUGGGAAGCCGGCGGGUUUGGCUGCCGACGGAGGUGCCGUUGCUGGCUCGGAGAGGGAUGCACCCAAGCCGCUCGACAUUGUGUCUAAUGAAAUCAUCUUAUCGUCUCUUAGAAAUUCUGGAAAAGUUGCUGUGAUGGCUUCAGAAGAAGAUGAUGAACCAAUUUGGAUUAGGGACGAUGGCCCAUUUGUGGUGGUGACAGAUCCUCUUGAUGGCUCUCGAAAUAUUGAUGCAUCGAUACCUACCGGCACAAUUUUCGGGGUUUAUAAACGUCUUGUUGAACUCGAUAAUUUACCGAGAGAAGAGAAGGCCGUGCUUAAUUCUCUACAGAGUGGGGCUAAGCUUUUGGCAGCUGGAUAUGUUCUCUACUCAUCAGCCACAAUACUCUGUGCCAGUUUUGGUUCUGGAACACAUGCCUUUACACUGGACCAUUCAACAGGAGACUUCAUUCUUACUCAUCCACAUAUCAAAAUUCCUCCUCGAGGUCAAAUAUAUUCUGUAAACGAUGCGAGAUAUUUUGAUUGGCCGGAGGGAUUGCAGCGAUAUAUCGACACAAUCAGACAGGGGAAAGGCAAAAAUCCUAAGAAGUACUCCGCCCGUUACAUAUGUUCCUUGGUUGCUGACCUCCAUCGAACUUUAUUGUACGGUGGGGUGGCAAUGAAUCCGAGGGACCAUCUUCGUUUAGUGUACGAGGCAAAUCCUCUUAGCCUCCUUGUCGAGCAAGCAGGAGGCCGAGGUUCGGAUGGUAAGAACCGAAUUCUUUCAAUGCAGCCAGUUAGGCUGCAUCAAAGGCUGCCUUUGUUCAUGGGAAGUUUGGAGGACAUGGAGGAGCUCGAAAGCUAUGGAGAUGUACAGCAGAAAGUGAAUCCCGGUUAUGAAGUUUGAAGAUGUGAUCAAUGGACAAAGAAAGCUCCAAGAAAAUGUAUGAAUCAACCUUCAAAAAGGUCAGUCUCUAGAUUUUGUGUAUUUUUUUUUUCUUUGCACAUAUUUUCCAGUGGCUUGGCAUGCUUUUCUGGAAGGGGUAGAUAAAGUGUAGAGUAAUAAGUAAUAACAGUAAAUUCUGACAGCAUGUGAAUCAUAGUUAUUUGCAAUCUGAAUACUGAUGCUCUUUUACUGGUAAAACAAAAUUUAGAGCUUUUAUGAAGAUCCUAACAGUCCAUAUUUGAAACUCA
Momordica charantia (bitter melon) is the source of this 1666-nucleotide messenger RNA. Its product is annotated as Inositol monophosphatase family protein. Gene Ontology annotation, biological process: sucrose biosynthetic process; fructose metabolic process; fructose 6-phosphate metabolic process. Gene Ontology annotation, cellular component: cytosol; cytoplasm. Lineage: Eukaryota; Viridiplantae; Streptophyta; Magnoliopsida; Cucurbitales; Cucurbitaceae. The record is from RefSeq and is a predicted model, not a curated record. Gene Ontology annotation, molecular function: fructose 1,6-bisphosphate 1-phosphatase activity.